This is a messenger RNA of Truncatella angustata, 3407 nucleotides long. RefSeq lists its product as uncharacterized. NCBI's taxonomy places the organism in Eukaryota, Fungi, Ascomycota, Sordariomycetes, Amphisphaeriales, Sporocadaceae. The record is from RefSeq and is a predicted model, not a curated record. Bases 250 to 3279 code for a protein of 1009 amino acids. The transcript is spliced from 2 exons.
GAGCCUUCGUAGCCAUGAAGCAUCAUCUUGAACAAUCAAAAGUUUAGCCAUGAUCACGUUGCUUACAAGCUUCAGUUAAAUACCGUUUUCGUAAAGCCAGCCUGGCAGUCUUUGACGACAGCUGAAAGAAGCUUUGGCUGUAAUUUUACUCUAUUGGAGACACAAAGGAUCCCGACGAACCUGCACAUCCGCACCCGGGAUUCGAGACGUCCUUUGUAAAACACCACGGCAUAAACUUGAUGAGCGAACAUGAAUGAGUUUCCAUGUUCGAAACAUCUUAGCCCACAUAUUCAACGUACCGUACCGUUGAAGCGAAUCUGCUUAUCAGCUGUCAUGACGUCCAAAGAAACCACAACGGAAGGUCAUGAGCCACAGGAUGAGGGGCAGGAUACCGCCAACGCCAACGAACCAACAAGUCAAGGCGACGCCGGUGACGUAGUUGUCAACUUUAAGGAAGACAUUCUGAAGUGGUAUGAAAAUGAAGUCGUCGCUUUCGAAGAUGAGACUGCAAAUCAAUACGGAGCGCAGCUUGGCGCGAUUCUGAAAACCAUGGGUACAGAAGCAAACGACCUGGGAAUUACGGUGCCGGAAUGGAUAAACAACCAGCGUGAAACCCUGCUCGAGGACUUGCAGGGUAUAGGAAACGCGCGUGGUGAAGAGCGAGCAGAAAUGUUUUCAGAAUUUACGAAUACCACAGGCGCGGCCUGGAAGAAGCACGUGACCAGUGCCUUGGAAAAGCUCCGUGAACGGGCAUCUGUGGCGGAAUACGACGAGUGGGCGGCGGCAGGUACACGGGAUGCCACCUACCACAAGUUACGAGAGCUUGAGAGUCAGGUACAGGGGCUGAAGGAAGACAUGGUGAAAGUAGAGCAAGAGAGCGCAGUUAAGGCACGCGAAGAUGUCAAGAGUGACCUCGAGGAGCUCGAACGUUUUAGAACAGCCUGGGAUGAACAUGAAAAGGGUCUCGGCGAAAUGAAAUCACAACUGAAAGAUGCACAGAACAAGGUUAAGAAAGAGGUAGAAGAACUGCAACGGGUAAAUAGUAGAGCUGAUCAAAAUCAUAAGGAUUUCGUGGAGGCAAAAAACGCGGCAGAAGAUUGGAAGGAGCAGUUGAAACAGGCGCAGACGGAGAAGAAAACCAUCCAGGACGCUCUGGACGGCGAGAAAACUCGGGUUUCUCGCCUGGUAGAGAAGAAUGAGGAAUUGAAUACCCUAAUUCAAGAGCUUCGUACACAGAUUCGACAGCGACGUGGGUCGUCUCCUUUGUUCAGCAACCAAGAGAAUGUAGACACAGGCUUCACGAGUCCAGCGAGCUCUACGAAAGAGAGCACUGCCGAUGAGGAAGGAGCAGUAGGCUUGUCGACCGAACCAACAGAAAACUUUACCUACGACGAUGAAACGGCAUCACAGUCCGCCAUGUCCAUUCGCUCCGUAGUCACAUCCCGAAGAUCAUCUACACCGGUGGAGAGCAUCGGGGAAACUACUAGAACCGACCCUUAUGGCGAGUACCUAGGUUCUGUCUUGCGGCGAAUUAUUCACCAAAGCGGGAACGGCGAACUUUCUUCUUACGAUCUGUUGUCUCACAUCGCAGUAGACCACAAUAUGAUGCUCCAUGAAAUUGCCGCAAUGCUGGCGCAAUAUAGCCGUGUCAACCCACAGCUCAUUAAGACUUCGGAGAUCCGAUCAAGCCUGGUAGACCUCAACAAAUGGCUGGUCGACCGGCAGAACCUGGACCCAUUUCCUAGUCUACCUGUGCAGCCAUGUGCAGAGUUGACCGAAAGGGAUACGGACGGGAUCCUUGAGUUCUUCGACGAGAGCGACAAGGCACUCAGGGGGCGAGACGACCACGAGAAAGCAAUGCGGGCUGGAUUGGAAAAGAAGACGGAAGGUCUCGAAAGACGCAAUCAGGAUCUGCAGAAGCAAGUGAAUACUGUGAAAGAUCAGCUAGAAGACUGUCAAACUACUCGUGUAGAGCUAAGGGAAGAGAUAGAAGCUAAACUUACCGAACAAGCUGAAGCCAACGGAACCAUCGAGAUAACUGAGAAAGAGUUAGAAGCCAAGAAUUCGGAGGUAGAAGGUUUGAAGACACAGCUCCACGGCGCAAACAUAAACGUAGCCGACCUCACUGAAGGUGUCCAGGAACGUCAGAAAGGUUCUACUUCUACUGCACCUCAAACACAGGAUUAUGACUGCGCUACCUGCAAGAAAAUACGAGAACCCGUUAAAGCAAUAGUUCUUCGUGCGAUCUCCGAAAUGAGGCGGAUGGAGUCCAUACUCCAGAGGCUGCUGGAAGAGGAGAGGCAGCGAGAGAGGCAAGAUGAGAGCUCUGCCGCUCUGAGCACAGACGGGCAGGAGAAGCAGGGACACAGAAUGAGGGAGCUUGAGAUGGAAUGCGAGGAUUAUCGGCAACAAGUGAUCGAAGCUGCUCGGGAGCUGGAGAUUCUGCAGCAGUACAUCCAAAACAAUGACCCCGAAACCAUCCCUCCUGUGAUCGACGACGCGGUCAAUCUUCAACAGCGCAACGAGCAGCUUCGAGCAGAGGUGGAUCAGGUAAACGUUAUCUCCAAGAAGCUUCUUGUGUUCUAUCAGAGGAUGCAGCAAGUCAUGAAAAUUUUUAGAGAUACCAAGCAGCCUAUCGACGCUGAUCUCGAUGUCGGACAGGUUGCUUUUGCGGUUGAUUUGGAUCUGUAUCUCGAAGCCGAUUUGAAGAAGCUGCGAGCCCGGAUGGAAAAGCUCGAGCAGGAGCCUCCAACGGCAUCGGACGAGGAGAAACGUCAGAACCAGAUCCAAAAGAAGCACGUCAAGAGGGAAAUUGAAAAGCAUGAGGUCCUUCUGAGCGAGCUUGAUAUAUACAGCAAAUUGGCCGACGAAGCAAUGAGUGUCUCUGAAGUUUGUAGACUUGACCCAGCACCCAACCUACUUCAUGUACUGCUCAAAGAGGAUGAUGCCAAUGAUUGGGAACAUGUCCAACAUCAAGGGUCAGGCCAGGGGGAGAGCGACGGCCCCCAGGGAGAUGGUACCAUAUGGGAUGGAGCACAACCAGGCGGCCUCGCCCUACCGUUUCCAAGUUUGAUACCACUACUGUUGAUGCUCACUACCAUUAUGCUGUUUAUGUUUGGAUUUGUGACCCAACAACAGCUAAAAGAGCGGUGGGCUGUGGCAAAUAACUUCUCGCGAGCACUCUGGGUCAACGACGAUACUGGGAGCGUGCCGUCCGCCUGGGUUUAUUUGGCUAUCUUCGUUGUUCUUAACUUUACGGCAUUCUAUAAGGGUCGAUAGCGGUGUCAAACCCAGUCGCUGGACCUGUCCAGUGUCGGUUCAGAAUAAACAGCGGCAAGAGGCUAGACAAGCAUUUGUUGAAGAUUUGAUUUGUUACGGUAGUGUUUAUAUCGAUGAUAAUAUCAGCG